AUGCAUCUCAUGUACACCCUCGACAGCAACGGCAACCGCCUGUACACGCUCAAGAAGGUCGCCCACGGACAGGUGACCAAGUCGGCGCACCCGGCGCGCUUCUCUCCCGACGACAAGUGGUCCCGCCAGAGAGUCACGCUGAAGAGGCGGUUUGGCCUGCUGUUGACGCAGCAGAAGGAGGAGUAG
Molecule: messenger RNA, 186 nt
Organism: Drechmeria coniospora
Lineage: Eukaryota; Fungi; Ascomycota; Sordariomycetes; Hypocreales; Ophiocordycipitaceae
Product: H/ACA ribonucleoprotein complex subunit 3
Exons: 2
Coding region: 1-186 (61 amino acids)
Biological process (GO): positive regulation of telomerase RNA localization to Cajal body; ribosome biogenesis; rRNA pseudouridine synthesis
Cellular component (GO): box H/ACA telomerase RNP complex; box H/ACA snoRNP complex
Molecular function (GO): telomerase RNA binding; box H/ACA snoRNA binding
Source: RefSeq, a predicted model, not a curated record